This is a messenger RNA of Staurois parvus, 564 nucleotides long. The record is from the annotation of a GenBank genome assembly. Lineage: Eukaryota; Metazoa; Chordata; Amphibia; Anura; Ranidae.
CUUAUCACCUUCAGCUGUCAUUUCUAUGACUUCUUUAACCAGGCAGAGUGGGAGAGAAGUUUUCGUGAAUAUGUCUUGUGCGAAGCCAAUGUGACUAUUGCAGCCCAAACUAAUAAGCCCAUUCCAGAGUGUGAAAUAAAGAACAGGCCCAGCCUCCUGGUUGAGAAGAUUAACCUCUUUGCCAUGUUUGGCACUGGCAUAGCCAUGAGUACGUGGGUGUGGACCAAGGCAACCAUUAUCAUCUGGAAGAGAGCCUGGUGCAGAAUUUUAGGUCGCAGUGAUGAUGAACCAAAGAGAAUCAAGAAAAGUAAAAUGAUUGCAAAGGCAUUUUCCAAGAGGAAGGAGUUGCUUAAUAAUCCUGAAAAGGAACUGUCCUUCAGUCUCCAUACAGUUUCCCAUGAAGGACCAGUUGCGGGUCUUAACUUUGACAUUAAUGAGCCAUCUGCUGACAUGUCCUCGGCAUGGGCACAGCAUGUCACAAAGAUGGUUGCCAGGAGAGGAGCCAUUUUGCCUCAAGAUGUUUCUGUAACUCCAGUGGCAACUCCAGUGCCUCCUGAAGAGAGA